AAAACACGUAAAGCUCUUACUUUAAAUAGUAAAUACGAUAUCGUCAAAAGAUGGCAAGGAGGUGUGAAGCAAAGUGAAGUUUGUUCUGAAAUGGGAUUAAGUAAAUCAACGCUGCUAUGUCUUCGGCAGUUGACACUGAUGAUGACGGAGAAAAGGAAAAUAAUGAUGAAGAAUCUGUCGAAGCACUUCGACAUAUUGACAGCGUUCAUCAUUUCCUUCAGUCACGAAAUGCUCCGCAGCGUGUGCUAGAUCGACUAGCUGAAGUGGA
Messenger RNA from Acanthoscelides obtectus, 268 nucleotides. The record is from the annotation of a GenBank genome assembly. NCBI's taxonomy places the organism in Eukaryota, Metazoa, Arthropoda, Insecta, Coleoptera, Chrysomelidae.